CUCAUCGGCCGGUCUACUAGGAAAUAUGAGCUAUGCCCUGCAGAUAUUUGAGAGAGACACGUUCACCACUGCCUUCAUAAAGAACCUGAUCAUGGUGCUGGUGUGGUUCAGCCUCAGCUACAUCAACAGCAUCGUGGUGGCCACUUUCUUCAUGAACCGUGUGUUCUACGGGAACCCACGCUACAUCCUCUUCAUCCACAUGGUCAUCAACGAUGCCAUCCAGCUCACUGUCACCAUCACCCUGUUCGUGCUGAGCUACAUAUUCUACACCAUUAACGUGUCCUUCUGCUGCUUCUUCAUCCUUGUGGCUGUCUUUACCACCAGGACCUCCCCAGUCAACCUAGCUGGCAUGGCCAUUGAGCGCUACAUCGCCAUCUGCAACCCCCUCCGCCACGCUCAGAUCUGCACGGCACACCGCACCUACACCCUUAUCGGCUUCAUCUGGUUCAUCUGUGUGGUGCCCGACAUCACCGACCUUUUUGUGACCUUGGCCACUGAGUCUUUGAGCUUCUUCCACACACGAGUGUUCUGUCUGAGGCAGAACGUCUUCAAGGACCCCAUUCUGACCUACAAGAGGCAAGCCUUCGACAUCAUCUACUUCUCCUGUGUCUUCUUCACCCUGGUCUACACCUACCUCCGGAUCCUGUUCGUUGCCAGGGUUCUGUCCUCAGAGAAGCAGUCUGCCCAGCGGGCCAGGAACACCAUCCUGCUGCACGGAGGGCAGCUCCUCAUGUGCAUGAUGUCCUACACCUCCCCCACCGUAGAGACUGUCUUGCGUUUCAUCUUACCCGGACACGUCCUGGAGAUUCGCUUCGCAAAUUACCUUAUCGUCUAUAUCCUCCCCAGGUUCCUCAGCCCCAUCAUCUAUGGUGUCCGGGACAAGGAGUUCUGGAAGUAUCUGAAAAGGUAUUUUGUUAGUGACCGGUGUAAGGGGAUGUUGCAUCGAGUCAAUCAUAGUGAAGAGGGAGAAAAUAAAGCAGGUUUAAAUAAAAAGUAGGUAGUGAUACAAUUUACAGUAUAUGAUAAAUAUUUAAAAAAUAUUAAAUUAAAAGGAAUUGCACUGUAUUGUAAAUAUAUACUUUGUAUGACUUUUUUGUAUAGGAAUAGAAUUAUGAUUUUU
Molecule: messenger RNA, 1120 nt
Organism: Oncorhynchus mykiss (rainbow trout)
Lineage: Eukaryota; Metazoa; Chordata; Actinopteri; Salmoniformes; Salmonidae
Gene: or90a1
Product: odorant receptor, family 90, subfamily A, member 1
Biological process (GO): G protein-coupled receptor signaling pathway; detection of chemical stimulus involved in sensory perception of smell
Cellular component (GO): membrane
Molecular function (GO): odorant binding; G protein-coupled receptor activity; olfactory receptor activity
Source: RefSeq, a predicted model, not a curated record